Molecule: messenger RNA, 2543 nt
Organism: Nothobranchius furzeri (turquoise killifish)
Lineage: Eukaryota; Metazoa; Chordata; Actinopteri; Cyprinodontiformes; Nothobranchiidae
Product: carbonic anhydrase 1
Biological process (GO): regulation of pH; carbon dioxide transport
Molecular function (GO): carbonate dehydratase activity; zinc ion binding
Source: RefSeq, a predicted model, not a curated record
GGAUGGACACCGAAUGUGCGCGUAUCUGCAGCGUCGCCAGCCAAAGGAGCGCGCGGAUGCCCCCGUGGGUUGAUCGUGAGCGUCUCUGCGCAUCUGAACUCCUCCCGGUCAGUUAACGCGAACAUCAUGUGGCCGACACCAGCCUGACAGGCGCGAGGGGACCGUAUAUAAGCGCUGCGGCUGUCAGGUGGAGGACACUGACUGCUCUGCGCUUUGGGAGAUUACAGCUCUGCACUGAUCCUUAAACAUGUCUCACGAUUGGGGAUACGCACCGAGUAACGGACCCGCCAAAUGGGCUCGCAGCUUCCCCAUCGCAAACGGAGUCCGCCAGUCUCCCAUCAACAUCGUGCCAGCCGAAGCAUCUUACAACGCGGCGCUGAAGCCCCUCCGCCUGCAGUACGACCCUUCCACCUGCCUCGACAUCCUCAACAACGGGCAUUCCAUUCAAGUGACCUUCGCAGAUGACACCGACAGCUCAACUCUAAGAGAUGGGCCGGUCACUGGGACCUACAGGCUUAAGCAGUUUCAUUUUCACUGGGGGUCUGCAGAUCACAAGGGGUCCGAGCAUACGGUGGCUGGGACCAAAUUCCCUGCUGAGCUCCACCUGGUGCACUGGAACACCAAGUAUGCAAGCUUUAGUGAGGCUGCCAGUAAACCUGAUGGGCUCGCUGUGGUCGGCGUCUUCCUGAAGAUUGGUGGUAAAAAUGCAAAUCUGCAGAAGCUUCUGGAUUCAUUUGAUGCGAUCAAAACCAAAGGGAAGCAGACUUCUUUAGCUAACUUCGACCCUGCUACAUUGCUACCUGCAUGCCUUGACUACUGGACCUAUGACGGCUCUCUGACCACACCCCCUUUGCUAGAGAGCGUUACCUGGAUAGUCCUCAGAGAUCCAAUCAGUGUCAGCCCUGAGCAGAUGGCUAAGUUCCGCAGCCUCCUCUUCUCUGCUGAGGGCGAGGCCAAAUGCUGCAUGGUGGACAACUACCGCCCUCCCCAGCCUCUCAAGAGUCGCCGUGUCCAUGCUAACUUCCAGAAGUGACCCAUCCCCCUCGUUUGACCUUUCUGCCCGCUUGCCCUCUCCUUCCCUUCCCCCUUGUAUUCACCCCUCCUGCAGCAAAACAAAAAGCAAUUCUCUCUUCUCCAUUUUUUGUUGAGAUUAUGCCAACUGUUCAAAGCCACUGAAUACAGGGCAGUUUAAUGGUGCAGGGAUUUUAUCUUUUGUGUAAAAUAUAUUAACUGCGGCUGCGAAGUGGCGCGGCGGUUAGAGCAAGCUGUUGCCUUGCAGCAAGAAGGUCAUGGGUUCGCUUCCCGGCCUGGGCUCUUUCUGCAUGGAGUUUGCAUGUUCUCCCUGUGCAUGCGUGGGUUCUCUCCGGGUACUCCGGCUUCCUCCCACAGUCCAAAAACAUGACUGUUAGGUUGAUUGGUCCGUCUAAAUUGUCCUUAGGUGUGUGUGUGUGUGUGCAUGACUGUUUGUCCUGUGUGUCUCUGUGUUGCCCUGCGAUGGACUGGCUCUCUGUCCAGGGUGUACCCCACCUGACUGCCCAUUGACCGCUGGAGAUAGGCACCAGCCCCCUGCAACCCUACGUGGACAAAGCGGAUUCAGACAAUGGAUGGAUGGAUAUUAACCGCAUAAAACAUGUCAUAAUUUAUUUUAAGGCAAAUAUUUAAUCAUGGCAGUGACAUUUUCAUACAUCUUCAUCUGGUCUCAUGUUUUUACUUCACUGUGUCACCUGACAAGCAAUAAAAUAAGGAUGAAUGAGACCUAACAGGAAGUACAACCAGGAUCGUUGUAGAAUAACGGCUGAGGAUUAAACUAUAUUCCCAUCUGCGAGGGGUAGUAAGGUGCCAAUAGUGGACACACAGGACCGUCCUGCUGCCAGUCUUUCUGUAAUCUCUGACCGACUACCAGCCUCUGCACCGCAGCAGCUUAAUGAAAUGCCGCAGCCGCCUCCAUUGCAAGUGAUUGACUCGAAAUCCCGCUUCAACACACAUCCGCACAGCAUUGCACGUGCAGACGUGGCGCCCCCAGGCUCUGACCCGAUCAUUGAUCCAAACUGCACAACAAGGGCAUCAGGACAGCCAGCACCAUGACAGUGACUUACACCUCUUGUUUAUGCAGUUUAAUCUUUGUUAUUAUUAUAGAUUGCCUUUUAAAACAUGAGAGCUAAUCUGAAUUAUGUCUUCAGUGAUUCCUAAAUGAUCCAAAAGCUCCCAUUCCUUUCAGUUCCUGGUUGGAUAGAAGUAGGGAAUGAAAUUAGAUGAAAUAUGUAAAUUAUAUUAUGUUGGGUGCUGAAGCUUAAAAAAGCACAUUUCUAUGGGCUAAAGCACGGAGCCAAGGGAGAAAGGACCUUAGCCAUGCAAGAAAAUAAACCUGCCUGUAGAUUAUAAGUAUAGAUAUGACUAUAAACAGAUUACAGAUUAAGAAAAUGAAUGAAGAAUAUUAAGCAAUGCCUUUUGCAAAUGAAUAUUAGGUCUGUUUUAGGAGUUUGUUGUAGUUCUAUUUUGCAAGGUGGAUAUUUACUAGUGGAAUAAAUAUAUUUUAUGAUUAA